Molecule: messenger RNA, 480 nt
Organism: Anisakis simplex (herring worm)
Lineage: Eukaryota; Metazoa; Nematoda; Chromadorea; Rhabditida; Anisakidae
Source: the annotation of a GenBank genome assembly
UAUAGAUUGGUGAAAGCUGGUCACGAUGUACACUUCUUGGAGACGUCAUCUGAGGAGGAUUCAUUCCAGUUUCCGAAAGGAAUAACGAAUCAUUUCAUGCAUAUACCGACACGUGUUCCAAAAGAUUUGAGUGAGAUGUGGAAAGGGUUCAGUGAACCAGAGGUGCUUGUUGAGCUGUUCUCGAUUGGUGAUGAGGCGGUUCAUUCGGUGAUGAAAAAUGCUUCCGAACAGAUCAAAGAAGUCAUGAGCACCGAAUGGGACGUUGUAUUCUCAGACGAUCUAUUCGCAAUGGGAGGCUUUGGGAUGGCGCUGAGAAAUUCAAGGAUCAACCGUAAACCGUACAUAAUGUACAGUACGACCAUUAUGCUGCAACUAUACGGUUGGGAACAGGCACUGUGUGAGGAAAAUAACUUCAAUUUGAUUCCAGUCUUAUGGAAGUUUCUCUUGAAACUUUCGCUCCUUAUAUGGCUCAAUAUCUGA